This is a messenger RNA of Hyaloscypha bicolor E, 2133 nucleotides long. RefSeq lists its product as uncharacterized. The coding region runs from base 114 to 1841 and encodes 575 amino acids. Gene Ontology annotation, biological process: transcription elongation by RNA polymerase II. Gene Ontology annotation, cellular component: transcription elongation factor complex. The transcript is spliced from 2 exons. The record is from RefSeq and is a predicted model, not a curated record. Lineage: Eukaryota; Fungi; Ascomycota; Leotiomycetes; Helotiales; Hyaloscyphaceae.
AGAAUAUUUCGUACGGAUCAAAAACCCAGCAUCUUUCUACCUCCCAUGAACCUUUUAAGUUCGACCUCUUUCAAACGAUCAAUUCUCCAAACUCGUCUUCAGGCUCGCCAGACAUGGCCUCCUCCAGACCCAACUCGAAUAGAAGUACAAAGGUCGAAGCCAAGGUUCAUACCCGAUGGAUGGCAAGUCUUGGCGUCAAGUUUGACCCUACGAAAUUUGCCCCGAAGGUGGUUAAGAACUCAGCGAAGGCAAAUGCAACAGCUACCUCUGCAACCGCUGGAGCAGACGCCGCACUUGCAGCACUCCAAAGCUCACUUGCGGAGGAGAACGCGAAGAAACAAGGAAACACGACAAAGCUCAUCAAGGACGGAAGCUUGCCGGCUCCUGGCCGCCGAGGUCAAGUGAAGCCUUCCAAUAAAUCAAAGUUCUUGUCACAAAAUCGUCUUGGCAGUGAUACCACGCGAUCGAUGCCCUCGAGCCCGGCUCUCAGUGGUGUUGGCUCCCCAUCGCUUGGUCCCACCUCGGUUCCUCUAUCUCAGCAGCAAGCGGAACAAGCGAAGGCCGUUCGCAAGCCAGUGAUACACCUCCUCGCGGUUGAACCAAUGACAGAGAAAGAAGUCAGGGAGAAGAUUGACGACGAAGGACAAGAACAAUUGAUGGUAGCCUUAUUGAGAGUCGGCGAUUUGAACCAGACAACUAAGAAAUGGGAGUUGAGAAAGUCGUUCUUCAAGGAACUCGAUGUUUGGGCUUUCGAAUAUUCCACGACAGCCGAUCGUCAGCGCGCAAUCGACAAUGCUGUCAAGCAGUACGAUAAGAUGAGGCUAGGCGUCAGUGAACCCCAAUGGGACCGACUCUUAGAGAAGUCGGAACGCGGAACAGGCAAAUGCCUCAGUAAGCUCCAAGCCCAAAUCGCUGCCGGACCAGUUGCCAGAGGACCCAAGAUCAACGUUCAGAAAGCCGACGAGUCCGGUCGAGAUACUCCUAACGGCGAUGAUGAUGUUUUAAUGGAUAAGAAGGUGUCCAAGAUCAAGGGGGAGAGCCUGAGUCGCUCAGUCUCCCAGCCGCCACCAACAAAGUCGAAGAAGGUUAGCGAGAAGGAGAGUCAAGCCAAGAGACUGCUCUCGAAGAACCCAGCGAAGUCUGCAACGAAAUCUGCUCCGGCUAAGAAGGCUCCCCCACCCAAAACUGGCACCAAAGUUCUGUCCUCAGAAUUCGUGAACGAUUCGGACGAAGAAGACGAUUACCCAGUCCCGGCGAAGCCAGCCCCAAAGCCGAUGAAGCGUUCUAGAGAUGAGGAUCUCGACACAAGUGAUUCCAGUAUCCCUCUAAGUAAGAAGGUCAAGAAGGACACUCCCACUACUCACAGGGUCUCUGACGCGAGCCAAUCGUCCCGAACAACCACUUCCUCACAUUACUCUUCCUCCAGCAGCAAGAUAAAGGGUAACUCGCCUCAGAAGUCAUCACCUCUUGCCUCCUCACCACCGACGAACGCCUCCGAUAUGGAGAGCACUUCCGGCGAACGAACCUCAUCAUCCGAAUCACCAGCAAGACAUCUCUCAACCAAGAAUUCCCGUUCCCCAAUCCACAAGCGGCACCAAAAGUCUUCGUCCGUCUCCUCAUCCGGCUCAUCUCGAUGCCUCAAGCCAGAGGUCACGGAUAUGGCGAGGAGAUUUAAGAUGUUUUACCCGAAGUACAAAGCUCUUCAUCAAGAGUUGGCCUCGAUGGGCGAGCACCGCGACAAGCAGAAAGAAAAGGAUCUAUUCGACAUGCAUGCUCGCCUGGCCCAGAUGAAGAAGGAGAUCGAGGCUGGUAUUAUCGAUGUUGAUCAAAGGAGUGACUAAGCAUAUGGGCGGGGUUUUCUUAACUGCAUGGCGAGGUGUUGGUACAAUGGAGUUUACGGAAGAUUUGGCGUUGGCAUGGAACAAUGAGCACUAAAAGAUGUACUAUUGCAUGGAAGGGGCAUUUACGAAUGAAUGCAGGCAUGGUGGCACCAUACGAUAUGAAUGAAGGUCAUUGAGAACUGAAAACUGCCUCCUCUGAAUGUGGCUUGUGAUAUCCGUGCCUUUUUAAGACCCAGUGGUCUCCAUUUCUCAAUAUCCUCACAUCACUUGAUGCACUGGAUAGGUAAGCGAU